Messenger RNA from Gorilla gorilla gorilla (western lowland gorilla), 681 nucleotides. RefSeq lists its product as uncharacterized. Lineage: Eukaryota; Metazoa; Chordata; Mammalia; Primates; Hominidae. The record is from RefSeq and is a predicted model, not a curated record. The transcript has a single exon. The coding region runs from base 1 to 681 and encodes 226 amino acids.
AUGCGCCGGCAGGAAACGAUGAGUCGUUUCACCUGGGAGCUGCAGGGCCGCGUGUUUAACCCAGGGCCUCCUCCUGCCUGGCACAUUAUUCCGAAUAAUAAAUGCCAGAUCAUGCUGCUGGAGACGCCGGCAGAAAAGACGAGAGGGAGGCGAGUGAGGACUCCCCGGGGUGUGGGCGCGAUCGGCCAUCCUACCCUUACCCCGCUGCGGCCGCAGGGCUCGGCCUGUAGGGCGCGAGCCCCCCUUCCCCACCCGUAUCCCGGCUUCGGAGCUAAAGGAACACGUGAGGCCGAAGCAAACCGAGUAGAGGGCGCCAGGGCAUCCCGCCCGAGCUGCAGAGACGCGGACCCCUCCUCUUACCCAAAACCAAAUGGGCAGGGGGCUCCGCCGCAGAGGGCUCGCCGAGGCGCUCGCCUUCACCCGGCGCCGCGCAGGUGCCCGCUCUCCUGCGGGGAGAGCCGAGUGGAGGCGCUGCCGCAGGGUCUCUCUGGAAGCCCCUCCACCAGCACUCCUGAGGCCUGCGGCCUCCGCCACCCGGACGCUUCUACACACGAAGCGCGCGCUGGGGCUACGCUGGGCGGGGCUCACGGCGGCGUGGCUGGUGGGGGGGCCGCCGAGCCGCCUCCUCCGCCCUGGGUGCCCGGCUGGCCCUCCUCCCGCCCAAGGUGCCCUGAUCGCUAG